Messenger RNA from Laccaria bicolor S238N-H82, 665 nucleotides. RefSeq lists its product as uncharacterized. The transcript has 4 exons. The record is from RefSeq and is a predicted model, not a curated record. Bases 30 to 665 code for a protein of 211 amino acids. Lineage: Eukaryota; Fungi; Basidiomycota; Agaricomycetes; Agaricales; Hydnangiaceae. Gene Ontology annotation, cellular component: mitochondrion.
GGGCCCUCUCUCCGAGUUCCCCUCAAAGCAUGUCCCUCCGUUUGCUCAAUGUCCCCUUAAUUUCCUCCUCCUCCACAUCCCGCCUUCUCCGCCCCCGCCACUUCUCUCGAUCAUCAUGCCUCAAAGACUUCCAUUUCGAUACACACCACUUUGUCCAGCGUCUGGAACGCGAAGGGCUGAAUCGGGCACAGGCCGAGGGCAUCAUGUCGGCAAUGGCUGAGGUUAUCGACGAGAGUAUACGGAAUAUGACGAGUAACAUGGUCACAAAGGCCGAACAGGAAAAGCAUCACUAUACCCAACAAGUCGACUUUGCACAAAUCAAGUCCGAGCUGCAGUUAAUGGAGAAGAACGACCUCGCGAUGAUCAAAGCGGAGAACGACCGGCUCGUCGCGGAUAUUGAGAAGUUGAAGCAACGGCUUCGGGAGGAGAUUAUGCGGACGCAGGGUGGGGUGAGGUUGGAUUUGAAUUUGGAGAAGGGGCGGAUGAGGGAGGAGAGUAGUGGGCAGGAGUUGAAGAUUAAGGAGGUGGAUACGAGGAUAGAGCAGGAGAUUGCUGGGUUGAGGACUACGAUACAGGCGUCAAAGGCUACGACGUUGCAAUACCUUGUUACAAUUGUGACCGGUUGUUCUGCGCUUCUAAUGGCCUACUUGCGAUUCCGUUCAUGA